This is a messenger RNA of Peromyscus eremicus (cactus mouse), 856 nucleotides long. RefSeq names its product transcriptional and immune response regulator (gene Tcim). The record is from RefSeq and is a predicted model, not a curated record. The transcript has a single exon. Gene Ontology annotation, biological process: negative regulation of Notch signaling pathway; endothelial cell activation involved in immune response. Gene Ontology annotation, molecular function: Notch binding. Lineage: Eukaryota; Metazoa; Chordata; Mammalia; Rodentia; Cricetidae. Gene Ontology annotation, cellular component: nucleus; cytosol. The coding region runs from base 115 to 435 and encodes 106 amino acids.
UCAGUGUAAUUUGAGUCCGGGAGCUUUGUUCACACUUUAAAUAGCAGUCCAGGGAUGAUGUUCUGACAGACUCCCUGGAAGGGCCUGAGCUGAGCUAGGGGAAGACUUACAUCGAUGAAAGCGAAGCGAAGCCACCAAGCCACCAGCAUGUCCUCGUCUCUCCGAGUAAGCCCGUCCAUCCACGGCUACCACUUUGACACGGCCUCCCGCAAGAAGGCUGUGGGCAACAUCUUUGAAAACGUAGACCAGCAGUCCCUGCAGAGGCUCUUCAGGAACUCCGGAGACAAGAAGGCAGAGGAACGGGCCAAGAUCAUCCUUGCCAUUGAUCAAGAUCUGGAGGAGAAAACACGAGCCCUGAUGGCCCUGAAGAAGAGGACGAAAGACAAGCUUCUGCAGUUUCUCAGACUGAGGAAGUAUUCCAUCAAGGUGCACUGAGCCUCCUCGCAGGAUGGGUAAGGAGCUUAUCCACCAAUGGACCUUUAAAGACAGACCCAGUGAGCCUGCCAGCCCGGCCAGGGCAGCGUCCCGCGCACCGGCUUGAGCACCUCUUCCAUCAGGACCCUGAGGAUGGAAAGGGACGGAGCACACCAGCUACAAAGACUUCAACUCUGUGUCAGCUCUGAGCUGUCACACCGAGAGCAAAGUGCCUUCAGCAGGCGGUUGAGAACUCUCCCAGCAGGAAAGGGCUGACACGGACCUGGUAGACGAAGAUGGAAACACAGAACAGAACGUGGCAGACAGGGACUGAGUGCACCCAGGGUCACUGGCCAGGCCCUAAGACUGAACUCAAACCUAACUUGGUUUUAGUUGUUGUUGUUUGGUUUGUUAUUUUGUUUUUCUUUUCCUUUUUUUUUUU